Myripristis murdjan (pinecone soldierfish) is the source of this 822-nucleotide messenger RNA. Its product is annotated as SOSS complex subunit C-like. Gene Ontology annotation, biological process: DNA repair. The record is from RefSeq and is a predicted model, not a curated record. Bases 248 to 559 code for a protein of 103 amino acids. The transcript has a single exon. Lineage: Eukaryota; Metazoa; Chordata; Actinopteri; Holocentriformes; Holocentridae. Gene Ontology annotation, cellular component: nucleus; nucleoplasm; SOSS complex.
AGGAAGAAGAACAACAACCGGCAAGCAUCGCUCCUGGUGGCUGAACACAAAGACAUGAGAAAAUGCUCAGUCUUACUGGUGGAAAAUAACACUUCUGUAAGCUAAAGACACCUAAACUGUGCACAGUGUCUGUUUGGACGUCACCACCCACAGGAAACGACGAGUUAGCUCGACAGGAGGUAACAAACGCAAACAAGCUGCGCUAACGUUCAAAUUUAGCUAACUAGCGGACUUGUGCUACACCGACAUGGCCACUAACACUCCGGGACAAGCCUUCCAAAACAAGACCCGUGUGGCUAUCCUGGCCGAGCUGGACAAAGAGAAGAGGCGGCUCCUGCAGAGCCAGUCCAUGAACAGCCCGGGGGCCAGCAUCCCGCUGUCGCGGCCCGGGCUGAAGGAGUUCCGGGACAGCGCCGAGCAGCAGCACAUCGCCGCGCAGCAGAAGGCGGCGCUGCAGCACGCGCACGUGCACUCGUCCGGCUUCUUCAUCACCCAGGACUCCUCUUUUGGAAACCUCAUCCUCCCCGUGCUGCCGCGCCUCGAGCCCGGUGACCUCUGACCCUGUGCCCGGACAUCCCAGCGGGCACACUGAGACAAACAUUCAGAUCACCUCCGCUGCGCACUGUGUGUUGUAAAAACUUGUGUUGUAUUCCUUAAGCUCCUCAGCUCAGACUGAUCCACAUUCAUGCUGAGUAAUGAGCUUGCUGCUGAACUGUGCUGGGGCAGACAACCCCACUAUUAACAGAAAUGUCACUUGUAUUGCAUUUGUUACUGAAUUUAUUGAAAAUAUUAAAAUAAAGUAUUUAAAUAUACACGUUCAAA